CUCCAGUGACGUCACACUCUUUCAAAAACAAAGAGGCGCUACCUAGCUGCUACAAGUUUAUCAAAAAUUUGGACUGCCUCAGGAAACAAGUAUCCUCUGUUAUUUGUGUAUCUUACGUGGCAGCAUUAGUUCUCAAAGCAAUAUCCUGAUAGAUCAGCAUGGAUGCAAAUAGUGAACUCAGUGUCACAUAUUUCCGGAGUUUGGUGGAAUCAGAAACUCAAGUCCUGAAAGGCUUCAGCAGUGAAUGGAAUGCUCUUGUCAAAUCAACCUCUGAUAUCCCAGAAGACAUUCUGGGGGAUGUAAUGGUUGCAAUAGGGCAAGCAGAACUCUUGAUGAAAGAGAGAUUUUCACAGUUCUCUGGUUUAAUUGAUGAUUGUGAGUUCAAUCGAGGAGAAAAAACAAUUACAUGCCAAGAUCUGCAAGGAUUUUGGGAUAUUGUUGAUUUCCAGAUUCAAGAUAUAGUGCAAAAGUUUGGUAAGCUGUCUAAACUGAAGAGCAACAACUGGAAGAAACCAGAGAUUCAGCCGCAAUCCAAAAUGCAGAAGAAAAAAAUCUGUGGUACCAAACCUGUUGUAGCAAAAACAUCAGCACUGAAGCCUAAGUCAGGAGGGGGCAUUAGAGCACACAUUUUGGCAGCGAGACAAAAAAUGCUUGCUGAGAGAAAAGAAAGCAAAGCAGUGGAGAUAAAUGAGAAACCAGUUCAUCCCGAGGUCAGAUGUGUAGUCACUGAAGUUGAAUCUACCAAGGAAAAUCACAAUGUUCGUCAGCAAACUUCAAGAAAUAAGAAAAGUAAAACUCCAGUGAAAAUGAUCAAAGAUGAUGGAGACAAAGAAAAUGCCUCAACUACUAGUCCUGAAAAAACUGUCUUUGAUGCUGGUUUCUUCCGAGUAGAGACACCCAUUAAGAAGGCUUCUCUAACUACACCGCCUUUUGAUGAAAGAACUGUUACACCAGAUGUCAUUUUUGACUCCAAACUGUCCUGGCUUACCAUGACGAGUUAUGAAGAUUUUGCACCCUUAUUAGGGGCAUUGAGGUUUGCCCUAACAUCUGAUUUACCCGACCACUGCUAUCACACCCCCUUUCUCAACAUACUUACCAUGGCCAAUAAUGAAGAUGUUAUACCCUUGUUAGAGGCAAUGAGGCUUGCCCCUUCAUCAAAUAGCCCCACCCAGGCUCUACUUUGCCCACGACUCUGA
Molecule: messenger RNA, 1196 nt
Organism: Penaeus indicus
Lineage: Eukaryota; Metazoa; Arthropoda; Malacostraca; Decapoda; Penaeidae
Product: disks large-associated protein 5-like
Exons: 10
Coding region: 159-1196 (345 amino acids)
Biological process (GO): mitotic spindle organization; signaling; centrosome localization
Cellular component (GO): spindle pole centrosome; cytoplasm; nucleus
Molecular function (GO): microtubule binding
Source: RefSeq, a predicted model, not a curated record